This is a messenger RNA of Leptopilina heterotoma, 1315 nucleotides long. RefSeq lists its product as uncharacterized. The transcript is spliced from 2 exons. Gene Ontology annotation, cellular component: cytoplasm. The record is from RefSeq and is a predicted model, not a curated record. Gene Ontology annotation, biological process: regulation of proteolysis; proteasome-mediated ubiquitin-dependent protein catabolic process. Lineage: Eukaryota; Metazoa; Arthropoda; Insecta; Hymenoptera; Figitidae. Bases 176 to 1120 code for a protein of 314 amino acids. Gene Ontology annotation, molecular function: ubiquitin protein ligase binding.
GAGAAUUCCAGUUUAUAGUGCUUUAUUGCUACUAUACAUACUAUACAACAGACAGAAAAUAGUUGAAAAAGAAAUACAUAAUCAGAGACAAUUUUAACAUUUUUAUUUAGAAAAAGAAAAUUAACUAUAAGCUUAAGGUUAUAUUAAUUUCAAAAAGAAUAUAUUUUUUGAAAUUAUGGCAACGGUUGUUAAUAUUUCAAGCUUGGACAGGAAAAUCAAUUCUAAUUCAUUAAAUUCUAAUGAACAUGAUAAUGAAUGUACUUCUCUUUUAAUAACAAUUCCAGACGAAACUUUGUGUAAUUCCAAUGAAUUUGAAGUUAGCUCAAUUCUACAAGAAAGUCCAAUGAUUUCUUGUGUUUUAAGGUUUCAGAAAAUAUAUGAUAGUUCAUUGCAAGGACAAAUAAUAUUUUCAGAGCAAUCAUUAAGUCGACAAUUUGUAGUAUCCCUUUACUACUUAAAUUCAGAGUGUAAAAUUGCUUUAUUUGAAACAAUUUAUCUAACUUCAGAUAGCCAAAAGAGUGCUCACUUUCAAAAAACUUAUCAAAUUUGGAUUCGACGAGGGAUGUUUGAUAUUGCUGAAAAAUUUUUUAACAAAAAUUUAUACAUAUACUGCAAAAUAGUAAUAAAAAAUAUUUCACCUGCAAAACUGAAUGUUCCAGAAACUAAAAAGCCAACAAAACUCGUCUCAAUUUACAAAGAGAAGCUGUUCACUGAUUUCAAGAUUAUUUGCAAAAAUAAGGAAUUUUUGGUUCAUAAAGCAAUUCUUGCAUGUUCAUCGCCAGUUUUUCGAAAGAUGCUCGAAAUUCCAAUGAAGGAAUCAGAAGAAAAUCAGGUCGAAAUUGACGGUUUUGAAUCCGCAGUUAUUGAAUUAAUGAUAGAUUACUUGUACUCUGAAGAAAUUAAAAAAAAUUUAUCUCAAGAAAUAUUAAAACAACUUUUUAGGAUCGCACACAUGUAUGAAUUGGAGAGUUUAAAAAAGUCUUGCUUAGAUGAUUUGUGUAAAUCCGCAAAUGAUACCAGCAGUAUAGUAGAUGUUAUUUCAUUCGCUGGAUCCGAAUGUAAAGAGGAGAUGACAAAAUUCUUAGAUGAUAUUUUUCAAAAGUUAUCAUUACACAAAUAGUUAAUGUAAUGUUAGCUUUUUCCAAGAUUUUGAUAAAAAUCUUAAUUCUAUUUACUAUUUUUUAAGAUUGUUAUAAAAAUCAUAAUUCUCUUAUUUACUAUUAUGUAUCUACAUUAUCUUAAUGUUUAAAAUUUAAUGUUAAUACAGUUAUCAUUUACAAAUUAUUUUUCGUUCUAAAAAUAUUUUUGUAAAUAU